CCCAAAUACAAAUCAAUAAUAUACACAACUGUGUGCACUUAAAUUCUAUAGGGAUAUAUUCACUUUCUUACUGUUAAGUGCAAUUUUGAAAGAUAGUCAGUCAACGACAAAAACAUGUCAUUUCAAUUAUUUUUAAUCGCCAUCUGUAUUACCUUCACAUAUGCCUGGCAAAGUGAUGAUGGCGGCUUCUCCAACAGUUAUACACCUGCAAAUAAUCGAAAUAAUCCGACUAUCGAUGAUGAUAUGGAAGAUGAAUGUAAAAAGUGUGAUCAGAAGAAGUGUCCACCGAUUACACAAUGCAAUGUUGGCACUGUACGUGAUAAAUGCGGUUGUUGUGAUAUAUGUGCUCUAGAAGAAGCUCAACUAUGUAAUAUACCAGAAGAUUUUAGAAAUGGUGUCCUGAAGUCAGGUAUCACAUGGCAUGGUAUAUGUGGUACAGAUUUGGAGUGUCGUACACGUACAGAUAUUGAUUCUAAGGUGAUUGGAUCACAGAGUAUCUGUUAUUGUGUUAAGUCGGGUAAAGUUUGUGGUUCAGAUGGUGUGACCUACUCAAAGUGUAAGAUGAAUGCGACUAUUAUUUCAUCGAACGGUAUGAUCACCGCACUGAGUGAAGGACCUUGUCAAACUGUGCCAACGGUUAAACUCACAGCAUUGAAUCAAACUGUCACUGAAGGUACAAAUGUUACAUUGAUAUGUGAAGCUCGUGGGUAUCCAAUACCAACUAUUACUUGGUACUUUAAUAAACCAAAUGAAAAACAGGAUAAAAUUCAAAUGCCAGGUAACUAUAAAGAUGUCACUGUCAGUGUUCGUGGUGGAACUGAAGAAACGCAUACAAUAUCCUACUUACAAAUAACAAAUUUCAGUUUGGAAUAUGAGGGUGAAUAUGUCUGUAUGGCUGAUAAUAUUGUUGGAAUUAAAGCUCAAGGCACAUCACUUGUCAGAAAUGCAGCUUCAUCAUCUUCACAAACAAAGUUUCCUUCCAGAUCACAAUUUCAUAUUAAUUAAGCAGGCUAUUAGCAUUGAUAUAAUGUGUAGAAGUAAUUAAACUUUAAGAAGAUAAAACCAUACACUUCAAAAAAAUAUAUAAGAACAAUUAUACUGAUAUUGUUUAAAUAAGUAAUUUUUCUUGGAAUUUUUAUCUAAAACUUUAUUUAUUCUUUAUAUGAAGUAAGCAUCUGCGCAUAUUCAAUUACUUUCGUUGUAUUAAUUAAAACAAAACCAUUUAUCGUCAGCUGAAUAUUUCUCUUACUCUGAUUUCGCAUGGAACAAUUGAUCAUUGAAUGAAAAAGUAAACAUUAAUCAAUAAAACCGUGUUCAUUAGCAAACUAGAAAUUUUCUAUUCUUUGUCUGCAUUAAAUCAUGUAAAUGGACGAAAAUUCAGAAUCUUUGCGAGUUGAGUUUUGUCAUCUAAUAAAAAAAGUAAGUUAUCAACACUGAUAUUUGAUCACCAUGCCUUGUUUACAAAUGGAGAAGUGACUGUCAAAGAUA
This is a messenger RNA of Heterobilharzia americana, 1488 nucleotides long. The record is from the annotation of a GenBank genome assembly. NCBI's taxonomy places the organism in Eukaryota, Metazoa, Platyhelminthes, Trematoda, Strigeidida, Schistosomatidae.